Molecule: messenger RNA, 1146 nt
Organism: Dracunculus medinensis (Guinea worm)
Lineage: Eukaryota; Metazoa; Nematoda; Chromadorea; Rhabditida; Dracunculidae
Source: the annotation of a GenBank genome assembly
AUGUAUUCACAAUGGCUUGAUGAAGGAGGCAUAAGUAUUGGUACCAAUGCACCAUAUUGUCAAGUAAUAACAGAUUAUAUUUAUUGCCUCCAAGGUAUUUCGCGUACUUGUCGAGGUAUUUUAAAAUUCCAUACACUUCAAACAUUACUCGACCGUCAAAGAACGGAGUUCUCCUGUCGAUCGUUUCCUGAAUCAAUGAAACCAUCAGAAAGUUUCGAUAGGAAAUGCUAUACGGUGAUAGCGAAUGCGACAAAUAUUGCAACAAGGUAUUGUUCAUUGUUUGGUUCAAGACAUUUACGGACGUUUGAUGGUCGGUUUCAAACAUGUGCCAAUGAAGGAGCUUAUCCAGUUGUCGACAAUCAGUAUUUGUUAAUCCAGAUCACGCAUUCAAAUUUAGCUAGUGCUGAAAAUGCGAUAACUAAGAUAACAGUAAUAAUAAGGCCGACGAAGAAAUGUCUAUCUCGAAAACGCUAUGAGACCGGAGUCGAAGAUGUUGAACUCUCCAGUUCAUUUGUCGAUGGUACGACGUAUGCUGGCGAGGAAAAUCAAAAAAUUGUAGAAAUAAAGCAACAUAAUAAUUCAUAUGUCGAAAUUCUUCUCAGGCAUACGGCGACUUCCAUCUAUAUUCGUCGACAUGGCCCUUUUCUAUCAAUUGCUGUACGUAUGCCAGAAUCACUAGUCGAGGCUAAAGUGGGCGAAGAGGAAGAACGAAUGUGCGUUUCUGGUUGUAGUAGGGGUGAAACGAUAAAAAUCGAAGAGGCUCUAGCUAAUCCAUUAUCAUUCAGUAAAUGUUAUGGAGUAAAGACAAAAACACCAAUAAAAAUUGCAAUCGAUCAAUGUUCACGUGCUGGUACUAUGGAUGCUUUUUUUGAUGCAUGUGUUUUUGAUUUAAUGAUGACAGGCAACAAAAUGUUUGUCGAAAUGGCUGCAAGCGCGAAACAGAAUAUCAUGUCAAUGUAUGAGCCAUAUAACAAACAUUACUCAACUGGGCGCAUGAAUCUUACAAUUUAUGAUUCUAAGGCUGGCUAUCAAUGGACACAGUGUGUUAUGGCAGAAGCUCAUAGCUCAGUAAAUUUGUCUUCGCCAAGUUUUUCUAUAAUUAUGACUUUAAUCGUUUGGAUCAUGUUUCACUUUAUGCAGAAAUAG